AUGGACGGUACAAGGAGCAGCUUCAAGAUUCCCGAGCCGUUGCCGGUCCGAGUCGUGAUUUUCUACCACACCGUGGAUGCCCCUGCAGAUUUUGUGAAGGAGCUUCAGCGCUGGGUUCAACUUGCGGGAGAAGGGGAGUGCUGCGGAAAGAUCGUCCUCUGCAACACGGAGUCUGUGGCGAAGACCAUCUCUGUGUCUGCCAAGAUCGAGCUGCACAAUGCCUGCCCCCGAGGGAUGCCACGUGCGAACCCACGGGCUCUUCUUGUGGAUCAGAGCGGGAGGAUCCUGAAAGUAGAGCACGCCAAGCUCGGUGACGUGAGGUGCAGCCUGGUUGGCGAAUCUAGCACCCUCCUCGGCCGCAGCCUGAACGCCUUAGACUGA
Molecule: messenger RNA, 381 nt
Organism: Symbiodinium natans
Lineage: Eukaryota; Dinophyceae; Suessiales; Symbiodiniaceae
Source: the annotation of a GenBank genome assembly